Molecule: messenger RNA, 447 nt
Organism: Microthlaspi erraticum
Lineage: Eukaryota; Viridiplantae; Streptophyta; Magnoliopsida; Brassicales; Brassicaceae
Source: the annotation of a GenBank genome assembly
AUGUUCCAUGGAUUGCCAAGUGAAGACCCCAUUGAUCACCUUGAUGAGUUUGAUAGGUUAUGUGACUUUGACAAGAUCAAUGGUGUCUCUGAAGAUGCCAUCAAGCUGAGACUCUUCCCUAUGUCUCUUGCUGACAAGGCUCACCAAUGGGAGAAGAGCCUGCCCCAUGGCACAAUCACCACUUGGGAUGAAUGCAAGAAGGCCUUUCUUGCUAAGUUUUUCUCCACCGGUCGCACAGCCAAGCUAAGGAGUGAGAUAUCGAGCUUCAUACAGAGGAACAAUGAGACUUUUGCUGAGGCUUGGGAGAUUCAAAGGGCUACACAAGAUGUGGAUGAUGGCUGGCAGCUUGUGGAAAACAUUGCAAACUCCAAUGGAAGCUAUGGAGAAGAGUAUGAUCGCACCAACCGGAGCUCGACCCACCACUCGAUCGAGUCAGAGAGAAAUUGA